Molecule: messenger RNA, 1681 nt
Organism: Fragaria vesca subsp. vesca
Lineage: Eukaryota; Viridiplantae; Streptophyta; Magnoliopsida; Rosales; Rosaceae
Product: demethylmenaquinone methyltransferase-like
Exons: 2
Coding region: 436-1302 (288 amino acids)
Molecular function (GO): S-adenosylmethionine-dependent methyltransferase activity
Source: RefSeq, a predicted model, not a curated record
CUUUCUUUCUCUCUUAAAUUCAAAAACCCCGUACACCAGACCAAGUUCACACCACCACCCACUGCAACUCUGUGAGAGAGAGAGAGAGUAGGAAUUUCCCCAGUAAACCUUUGAUGGGUUCCAGCCCCAAUCCCAAUUCCUUCUUAUAAACCCUUUCUCUUCUUGUUUCUUUCUUUCCAAUUGGGAAAACAGCCACAACCCGACGAACCCAAAAACGUGUUGAAAUCAUCAUCCAUUAUGGCCUUCCAACUACACUACUGACACCCUUUCUGCAGAUUUCCCGCACUCACUCUCUAACACCCUUCCUCCUCCUUUUGUUCUCUAUAAAGCCCCUCUUUGUGUAAACCUCAUCUCUUUCCUCGCUGGAUCGUCGCUCAAUCUCCCCCUCCACCCACUUGAUCCGAUCCAAACUUCAUCAACUACUAUUUGGAAGAAAUGGGGAAAGCAGGAAGCAGAGACUGGACUCAGAUCUACGCCAUAUACGGGCUAGACCAGUGGCAGACCAUAGUAUUCCUUCUCUUCCACGCUGUGCUUUUUACCAUUCUGUCCCUCCUGUACCUCACUUACUUCGACCCGAUCACUCUCUUCUUCCACCGCCUCCUCCCCAUCGCCUCCGCCCGCUUUGCCGCCGGCUUCACCGGCUCCGUCACCGCGCUCUCCGCCCUCUGCCUCUUCUUCGCGUCCUUCCACUUCCUCCACUCCUCCCUCCCGCUCCACUACGACGUCGUCCAGCGCAUGGUCGCCUCCGUCCACGACUGGUCCACCGUCAAGCACGCCCUCGACCUCGGCUGCGGCCGCGGCAUCCUCCUCAACGCCGUCGCCACCCAGCUCAAGAAAGAAGGCAGCUCGGGCCGGGUCGUCGGGCUGGACCGGUCCAGGAUGACCAGCCUCAACACGUUACGCACUGCCAAGCUGGAAGGCGUCGGGGAGUACGUCACUUGCCGUGAGGGUGACCCCAGGCGAUUGCCGUUCGGGGACAACUACUUCGACGUGGUGGUAUCCGCUGUGUUCGUCCACACCGUAGGGAAGGAGUACGGCCAUCGGACGGUGGAGGCUUCCGCGGAGAGGAUGAGGGUGGUCGGUGAGAUGGUCCGGGUAUUAAAGCCCGGUGGGUCCGGGGUCGUGUGGGACCUACUGCACGUUCCGGAAUACGUGCGGAGACUGCAGGAGCUCAAGAUGGAGGACAUUCGGGUCUCGGAGCGGGUCACGGCCUUCAUGGUCAGCAGUCAAAUCGUGUCGUUUAGAAAGCCCAGUCAGCACUCUUUUGGGCUUGGAGAGGUCAGGCUGGACUGGAGAUGCUGAUUUUUCGAAGCCCAAACCCGGCCCGCCGUAUACAUUCUCAAAAAUUAGUAUUAAUUUCACCUUAUAUAAUGAUACAUAACAGCUACAAACUUUUAAGAGCUUGAUUAAUGAUGGGAUUAAUCAAACUAUUGAUGGUUUUUUUUGUUUAUUUUUUUUAUUUUUUAUUUUUAUUUCGGGGUUUUAUUUUGUAACGUCUGGAGAGGCGAAGCUGACCCAGAUUGCCAGAUGCUAAAUAUACAUGUAAAAUUUUAGUUUAUCAUUGUUAUUAGUUUGUUUCAUCUAUACUCUAUCUAUAUAGAAUGGGAUUGUGAUGAAGACGCUGGUUGGUUAUGAUUUUGUAUAAAGUUUUGUGUAGUAGAAUCAAUGAUUUUUUGUGACU